UGCGGAGCGGACCUAAGCGCUUCGAGAUACGAAAUACGAGAUACGAGAACCGAUUCGUGACAACCGACCGAAAGACACGGGGAGUAGCAAAAUUGCUACGUUUGUGGUUUGGCAGAGUCUUUUGAUUUUUCAUUUCGUUUGUUUUUCGGCUACCCGCGGCUAAACUUGAAAUUAAAGCUGAUUCGGCGAAGCCAGAUACAAGGUACAUAUGCAGAUGUGAGCUCAGCGUUGAGCGGCGAAUAAGCAACAGUGAAGUGAUAUAAAAGUGGCGAGAUAACUCGCGAUCCCACGUCGAGAUACUUUAUUUAUAUUGUCCUGGAUUAAAUAUAUCUAAAAACAUCUCGAUUGUGGCAGUCAACAUGUCGUGCUAAGCUGCGACUGCUGCAGCUUAACUCCUGCUACAUCCCGGACCACAGAUCAGAUCGACGGCACUCCCACGGACAGAAGAUGAUGGACAAGGCGACAAGCUCCUCCGUGUCGGUGUCCACCUCCUGCUGCAGUUCAAACGCCACAAAUGCGGACCUGGACUACGACGUUCCCGUCUCGCGCCGCAUCCUCAUUAAAUCGAAACUUUAUGCCAAGGCUAUUUACGAUAAUUAUGCAGACACGGCGGACGAACUGCCUUUCAAGAAGGGCGACAUCCUCACCGUCAUCGAACAGGACACGGACGGUAUCCAGGGGUGGUGGCUCUGCUCCCUCCGCAACCGACAGGGUCUUUGCCCGGGCAACCGGUUGCGCGUCUUGAAUUCGUACGACUCUGGAUGUUUCUCUCCGUCGCCGGCCAGCUCCCCGAGUCCGUCCCUGGCGGCCAGUACUGCCACGUUGAACAGCUCCAUAUGCUCGGCGGAGAUCUACGAGAACGGUUCCAUCAUCAGUGAAGUCUCGUCCUCGAACUCCAACUCGGGUGGAGUGAUUUGCGGAGCUGGAGCGGAGUCAACGACGGCGUUGCGGGGCACGAGAAGAUCGUGGCACGUCUCGCCGAACAAGGUAAUUACUCCGCAGAGACACGGUGAUGUAUACAUCUACAACUGCUCCCCAAACUCAACGAAUAGAUCUGGGACAGUAGCAGCGCCCAGCACGCCGCACCAGCAGCAAAUCUACAGCAACCAAAGCAUCUACCAGAACCUAGCCAUGAUGUCCAGUCCCCACCAGAACGGGAGUGGCAGCGAGUUCGAGACUUACGACAUACCCAAACCGGCCACGCCCGUGCCGCUGAACUACGACGGUCCCAGGAGCGGUCUACCAAGGACUCCCACAUCCAACUCCAGUCUGGGGGCCCGCUUUGAGUCGCUUAAGAGUGUAGCCGCAUCUAUCGAAGAGGAAUCGUACGAUGUGCCUCGGCCCCUGAUCUCUGGCAGCAGCCUGGUCCAACAGCAAAUUUCCCAAAUGACGCCAAGCAGCUCCGUCUCCUCUCUGCUAACCAGCGAUAGUUUUUCGUUGAGUUUGUCCAGCUCAAACCGUUCCUCACUGGCCAUGCCCGACUACGACGUCCCACGCCGAAAUCCACUUCCUGUGCGCCGACAGCAGUCCGGGCUAACCUACGACUUUCCUCUACCACCGUUGCAAGAGCAAGAGCAGCGACUGGUCCCCACAACCGCCACCGUCACCAAAGAACUGCCGCUAGAACUGACUUCGGCACUAGAAACACUCGCCAAGCUCCAGUCGCAGACGACGGCCGCCAUCAACCGGCUGCUUAGCUUCGUAGUUCCCAACUGGCGCACACGAGCCCAACUGGAACCAGCAAUAAUGGAGUUAAAGCUGGCCGCUCUUCGCCUGCGCACCGCACUACACGAUCUGGCCGAGUUUGGGGAGGGUGCCCUGGGCAAUGCCACCCGAUCCGAAGAUCGCAACCUGGCCCUUAAACUGCGACCUUUGGUACGGGCUUUGCGGGAUGCCAACAAACUGAUUCACGACUCUUCCGAAUCCCUUGAUGCCCAGGGUGGUUGGUCUGUGGAACAGCUGGCUCGAAGUGAUGACAAACACAGCUGUCGUCCGCCAGACGCGCUGGACCAAUUAAUGGCAUGUGCCCAGACGCUCACCGAGGACGUGCGCUCCACCACCAGCUUCAUCCAGGGAAACGCCUCCCUGCUUUUUAAGCGACAGAUAGUCACAGAUCAGAAUGGAGGUGCUGCGACCACAGCAAUCGAAGGCAGUCGGGGAAGCGCCGAGUGGCUGGAAGACUAUGACUACGUAGCCUUCGAGUCUAAGGACGCUGCCGCCAAGAAGAACCAGGCGUUGCGUGAGGCCAUUCCCGCCAGCCUAAAAACGAAGUUCGACUCGGUUAUUCGCACAGCCGAAAGCUCAGCCAUUAUCGUCGGUUCCGAAUCGAUACCGACCACACCCACGGCGCCAAUGACGCCCUACAAGUCACCGGAGAUGACUGACAAAGACAAAAAGCUGGUGCGCUACUACGCUCAGCAGAUCUCCACGCACAUGGGCAACCUUUUGCAGGCCAUCGACUCGUUCCUGGAGACGGUUGAAAAAAACCAGCCUCCCAAGUUCUUCAUUGCCUACGGGAAGUUUGUUGUCGUAAGCGCCCACAACCUAGUGACCAUCGGCGACAACGUGUAUCGCAACAUCUCCAAAGAAGCGCUACGAGAGAAAAUCCUGCGCUGUACAAACUCCCUCUCUGACGCACUGAAGACCUGUGUCUCCAAGUCAAAGAAGGCCGCGGCGCACUUCCCCAGCGGAAGUGCGGUUCAGGAAAUGGUUGACUCGGUAGUAAACAUCAACAACCUGGCCCGAGAACUAAAGGCGGUCAUGCUACAGGCGGUUCAACUGUCCACGGCGGCGGGAGUUGGCGCCUGAAGAGAUUACCUACCUAUCCGGGGUAGUAUUAAACCCAUCCGAUCGAUCCCAAGCCCAGUAUUAGCUGAGAGGAGUGCAGCCAAGUCUUCCGACUUUGUCCAUUUUUUUUGCUGAUAUACCACAUACAUAUGUAUAUCGAAAAUUGGCAUAUCCUGAUCCCCAACACGCAGCGCCGAUUGUCGUUGAAACUCUGCAUUGUGAUAUUUUAAAACAAAACAUCUGAAAAUGCACAGCACCGCAGUUAUGAUCGACCGAUCCCGCCUAAGGGAGUUCGUCCUCCAGGCUAGCCUAAGUUUCCAUUCUGUACAUACAUAGUAUGCCCUACCAGCCCCCAGACUAUUGUAAAUUAGCGUAUUUCCUUUCUUCCCGCCACGCGCACAAGCAAUGUUGUAUCAGUGAAGCAUUUCAGCAUAGUUUUGUACUUUCUAGGAUUAGUCGUAGCACAUAACCAUUUGCUUAGAUUACGCACGCAUAUAUAGUACUUGCAUAGUCAGAAUCUAAAAGAUUUACACUUAUCAUUUUUCAUUGCGCCGCGGCUCGAUAGUCAGUAAUAUACGAAAAUACACGCAGUCAUAAACUACCAACUAAGCUGUAUGUAAUAUGAACAAAAUUGGUGGAACAUGUCACCUCAAGACCAGCCCCAAAGCAUACUAUACACUUAAAAUAAAUAUACAAUAAACCUAA
Molecule: messenger RNA, 3492 nt
Organism: Drosophila eugracilis
Lineage: Eukaryota; Metazoa; Arthropoda; Insecta; Diptera; Drosophilidae
Gene: p130CAS
Product: breast cancer anti-estrogen resistance protein 1
Exons: 4
Coding region: 448-2808 (786 amino acids)
Biological process (GO): cell surface receptor protein tyrosine kinase signaling pathway; cell migration
Cellular component (GO): cytoplasm; plasma membrane
Molecular function (GO): protein binding
Source: RefSeq, a predicted model, not a curated record